AUGAGCUCUUCCCAUCCACAAUUCGGCCUUCAUAGCCAUCUUCCCUCUUCCUCCUCUCCAACGGGAAACAGCAGUGGAUCAUCAUCGGGUGGACACCAAAAAGUUGGAGUCGGAUUAGCGAAUUUGAUGACCAAUGGAUUGAAUGCAUUCAACGUGGUUGGAAGUGGUAGUAGUGGAAACGGAGUUGGGAUACCUCUGCUUUCAUCAUCACCAUCCUCUCUCAAUCAUCUAUCCACAACACCAACCACUACAUCCUCUUCUUCCCAACUUCAUCAAUUUCGUAGUGGUGCUACUUUAAGCAAUAACACAACGGUAAAUUCCUUGAACGGAGGAAGCGGUUUAAAUAAUUUAAUUUCUUCUUCUUCAUCUCAAUUGUCGGUUGAUCAUCAUCAUCAAUUACGUAAUCUUAGUGGUAAUCACCUGAUUGGAUCACUUACAAAUAAUAAUAACAAUGGUAGUAACGCUCUGUCAUCACCAUCCCUCCUCUCGUUCAAUAAUGUUCAUGGUCAGAUCCCGCCUCCCUCCACUUCUUCUGCAGCAUCAUCUCUCACAGGAUCUCUAGCCGGAAAACUCAAUACGAUCAUUUCAUCAAAAGGAAGUAUCAGUCAUCUAGAAUUGCCUAUCAAUGAAUUUUCAUCAUCAGCACCCGUUCAUAAUGAUCUCUUGGAUAAUCCUUUAACAAAUCACUUACCACUACCAAUCAUGAAUAAUAAUAACAGCCAAAAUAAUCAUGAUGAAGAUACAGCCGGUAGUUUUGAUCCACAGCCUGUCGACACUAAGAACAACAAUAACAACGGCAAAACUAAUCCUUCUCUCCAAAAAGAAUUGAGCGGUGUCACUAAGAGACCGAGACGAGUGGCCAAAUUGGCUUGUGUGAGUUGUAGAAAAGCUCACGCUUGUUGUGAGGAUAAGCGACCAUGCUCUCGAUGCAUUGCUCAUGGAUUGGAGUGUCAAGAUCAGGUUGGAAAAAAAAGAGGCAGAAAAAAGAAAUCUGGCUCUGACACUGAGGAACAACUUCAGAACAAAGAAGCAGAUGAAAACAAUACGGAAAACUCUACAGCGGCUGGUGAGCCCUCACAACACACUGCUCAUGCAUCAACCUCUGAGGACAAAAAGAAAAAAAAGAGAGGAAAAUCUUCAAAAAAGACAAAAGGAGAGAUCAAAAAGGAGGAGGGCAUAAAUGAACAACAACAGAACCAACAACAACCUUCUUCAUCAUCCUCUUCAUUCAACCAAAAACAAACUAGUAAUAAUCAAUUCAUACAGUCGAGUAGUAAUAGUAGUACAGCGCUUCAAGUCACUGACUCUGAAUUGAAAACACCUGGAGCAAUGCUUGCAAGUGGAAAUUCAGUAAUUUUUCCAAAUGGUGACAAUCACGGCUUGUCUGUUCCAUUACUCAUGAAUCAACCUCCUGAAAUUCAACAAUUAACUCAAAUUUUGAUGAGAACUCCUGUAGAUACAUUCUUCCUUCACUGCAACAAUUUAAACACAGCCUAUGACUACCAGAACAAUCAAAGUUUAUUUGGGACACCCUACUCACUUCACCUUGACGAUAAUUCUAUAGCCAAUUACAACAAUAAUAACAAUAUCAACAACAACAAUUCUAAAUCAAACUUAACUCCAAAUCAGCUAGUUUCUCCAGGAGGAGCAACAUCUCCUUUUAUUGAUUUUACAAGCGACGAUUUUUUACGAUUUUCUCCUCAAAGCCCAUUAUUUGCAUCCUUGGUAGAAAUGAAUGACAUUGAAGUGAACAAUGAAGUUCAACAAGUUUCAUCAGACACCACAACACUAUUGAAUGAUGUUAACAAAGAAACCAAUUUUGGAUCAAAUGCUUUGUCAUCCUUGUCUUCGGAAAACCAAUUUUCAAAAUCAAAUGUUGCUUCAGCCACGAUGGAAAAUCCUAAUGUCGGCACCUCAACAGCUGGAAGUAGUAGUGAUGAUGGCGUCCAAAUUGAAGAUUAUCCUAAUGAAGACACAACAAAGACAUCACAUCAAUCACCUAAAGAGGACGAUAUGUUUGAGAGAUUGAAAAAGAUGAGCAACGAAGAAUUGAUCAAGUGUUUACAAAUUGGUGAGGACACCAAGAAGAUGAUUGAGGACUCGAUUAGCCAUUUGAAAGCAUUUGACUCCAAUCCAGAGACGGCAAGUAUGACUUAUAUUGAAUAUUUAACCCAGAACUUCCCAAUUUCAUUACUACUGAAGCACAAAUUAAGUGAAUCAGCAAAAAGACUGAUGGCAGGCUGUGAACCAACAAGUGUAUCCAGUGAAAAAGAAAUUGAAAUUUUGAAAGAAGAGAAUAAGAGGCUUAAAGAAGAAAAUUUACGAAAAGCAAACGAGUCAGCCAUGUUGUCAGCCAUCAAUGAAAAUUUGAGAAAUCGAUUCUCAGAGUUAGCAUCCAAGGGAAUUAUUAAGAUGCAAUAUGACGAACCUCCAACAUAUGGAGCUAAUAACAAACCAACAGCAAUUCAAAAUUCAUACCAAGAAUUGGUCAUGCUCAUGGAAAACAAGCAAGAAAUGGAUUCGUCAGAUUUUGGAAUAAUGAUCAUGUUUCCAGGCGGUCGUUUGGUGAGUCUGAACAAAACACUCCUCACAAAACUCAAUUAUGAUCCAGCUGAUUUGUAUGACAACUUGGAGCGAUGGGAAGAUGUGGUUCAUCCUGAGUCGUAUCCGCAAAUUAUUGCUCAUGUAUCGCGAGUCCUCAAGACGCCACCUGCACCAAGAAAAUCAUUCAAAUGUAAAGUGUUAUGUAGAAAGAAGGGAGGAGGAACGGUAUCUGCUGAACUUUAUUUAUGUAUUGUAGGAGGAAAAUUUUCGUACAUUCCAGUGUUUGCAAUUGGAUAUUUCUUAUUUGACGACUCAAAACCUAUUCAAUAA
Naegleria fowleri is the source of this 2874-nucleotide messenger RNA. RefSeq lists its product as uncharacterized. Lineage: Eukaryota; Heterolobosea; Eutetramitea; Acrasida; Naegleriidae. Gene Ontology annotation, biological process: regulation of DNA-templated transcription. The transcript is spliced from 4 exons. The coding region runs from base 1 to 2874 and encodes 957 amino acids. Gene Ontology annotation, molecular function: zinc ion binding; DNA-binding transcription factor activity, RNA polymerase II-specific. The record is from RefSeq and is a predicted model, not a curated record.